Anopheles coustani is the source of this 5374-nucleotide messenger RNA. Its product is annotated as adenosylhomocysteinase-like 1. The record is from RefSeq and is a predicted model, not a curated record. The coding region runs from base 1248 to 2627 and encodes 459 amino acids. The transcript has 6 exons. Gene Ontology annotation, biological process: L-methionine cycle. Lineage: Eukaryota; Metazoa; Arthropoda; Insecta; Diptera; Culicidae. Gene Ontology annotation, cellular component: cytosol.
GCAUGCCCCUCUCCCGUUGCAACAACAGCAGGUAGCACUGUUUUUGGAAACGUCAAGAGGAGUGUGUGUGUCAGUAUGUGUUUUUAUUGCCGUACGCAUCAGUUAUCGAGUGAGAAAGUUCAUGUUCGGUUCAUGUUUGUGAGCAUAUAGAAAAACGAACCGGAGCCGUCGUCGCCAUUUGAAGCAGCCCCAUAGCCAGGUCGUACGCAAAGCGCCACGAACGCCAUCUCGAUUGGGGUGACUGCGCCGCCAGCAUCUUUUGCAACACCACCGCGGUGCGGGAGGAGGGAAGAGGCAGGGUGUGGCACAGAACGUCGACGAGCCACGAGAACCGAUCUCCAGCGGAAAGGCGAGCAGAUAGAGAGACCUAAUCUCUGGAGCCGUUGAUGAUACGCCAGCACCGAGCUGCCAACCAAGCUGCCGUGUGUGUGUGUGCGCGCGCGGAGAACAUCCACCGGAUCCACCGGCACCAGACGAAGGCGCGCGAAGGAAGACAGGAAGGGCGGAGCCGUUCAUAUAAAUAUAUAUUUAUGCUAUCGUGAUUCGUAGCAUCGAUUAGCAGUGUCGUUUGGGCGGUCAGCGAACGCGGACGGUUGGGCGGACGGUCGGUUGUGGAACGACGGUGUGGAAGUGCGGCAUUAGCUAUCUAUCGCUCACCCCUUCGAGCGCUCGCUCGUGUCUUCAGCACAUCAUAUCGUGCACUCGGGGCGCGAUCACCACCUUUUGCAGCAGGAGGUUGCAUUGUGUGCAGCGCGUUGAAGCAGACCGGGCAGACGUUUUUCAAUCAACCUUUUUAUCAACCUCGACGCAGGCCGGUUUUCCAGCAUUCCCAGGUGGCGCGGCUGCAUCGAACGUUUGCGCGCGCGCGUGUGUGUCGUGUUUUGUGCCUGUCCAGGGGUUGUGCUUGAGGCGAACCUCCAUCGCUUAUCGCGAUCAACAGUUGGUUUUCCCCCCGGUGGAACGCUGUCAGUGCUGAGCACACGAGGCCUAUAUCUAGUUCCAGCCUUGGACGCGGUUCGUCACUCUGCCAGCUAAUACAGCAACAAGUGUCGCCGUGCACGACAAUACAGCACGAACGUGCGAGCCCGAUUUGCUAUAUAGUGUCGUCGCGGGCGGACCCCUCAACACGCAGCAGCGUGUGUCCCUCUCGACGGACGGCGAGCUCACUCGGCGCAUCAGUCGCGCGAAACGUCGCCAGCGGAAGGGUUAGCAUACGACCGGCCUAGAACCGAACACCAACCGGCAGGAUGAGCAUGAGUUCGUACACCGAGAGCAGCUCGGAGGAGGACGAUGUGUCGCCGCGCGACCGCACCAUGCAGAACUCGAAGGGCUACACGGACUUUUGCGUGCGCAACAUCAAGCAGCACUCGUUCGGGCGGCACGAGAUCGAGAUCGCCGAGCAGGAGAUGCCGGGCAUCAUGGCGCUGCGCAAGCAGGCCCUCGAGGACAAGCCGCUGAAGGGCGCGAACAUCGUCGGCUGCACGCACGUCAACGCCCAGACGGCGGUGCUGAUCGAGACGCUCAUCUGCCUGGGCGCGAACGUCAGAUGGGCCGCCUGCAACAUCUACUCGACCCAGAACGAGGUAGCGGCCGCGCUGGCGGAAAGUGGCGUCCCGAUCUUCGCCUGGCGCGGAGAAAUCGAGGAAGACUUCUGGUGGUGCAUCGACAAGUGUGUGCACGCCGAAAACUGGCAGCCGAACAUGAUCCUGGACGAUGGCGGCGAUGCCACGCACUUGAUGCUGAAGAAGUACCCGGUCAUGUUCAAGAUGAUUAAGGGAAUCGUGGACGAGAGCGUCACGGGUGUGCACCGACUCUACCAGCUGUCGAAGACGAGCAAGCUGACCGUGCCGGCCAUGAACGUGAAGGAUGCGAUCACUAAGACCAAGUUCGAUAGUCUCUACAGCUGCAAGGAAUCUGUCAUUGACAGUCUGAAGCGCGCCACGGAUAUUAUGAUCGGCGGCAAGCAGGUCGUGCUAUGCGGCUACGGCGAGGUUGGCAAGGGUUGCGCCCAGGCCCUCAAGGGACUCGGCUGUAUAGUGUACGUCACCGAGAUCGAUCCGAUCUGCGCGCUGCAGGCCUGCAUGGACGGGUUCCGCGUGGUGAAGCUCAACGAGGUGAUACGCACGGUGGACGUGGUGAUCACCUGCACCGGCAACAAGAACGUGGUCACGCGCGAGCACAUGGACAAGAUGAAGAACGGCUGCAUCGUGUGCAACAUGGGCCACUCGAACACCGAGAUCGACGUGAACAGUCUGCGCACGUCCGAGCUGCAGUGGGAGAAGAUGCGCUCGCAGGUGGACCACAUCAUCUGGCCGGGACCGGACGGGAAGCGCAUCAUCCUGCUGGCCGAGGGGCGCCUGGUGAAUCUGUCCUGCUCGAGCAUUUCCUCGUUCGUGGCCUCCAUAUCGGCCACCACGCAGGCGCUCGCACUAAUCGAGCUGUUCAACGCGCCGCCCGGCCGCUACAAGGCGGACGUCUAUCUGCUGCCAAAGAAGAUGGACGAGUACGUGGCGAGCCUGCACCUGCCGACGCUCGAUGCGCAUCUGACGGAAUUGACCGACGAACAGGCGCGAUAUAUGGGCCUCAACAAGGCCGGCCCAUUCAAGCCCAACUACUACAGGUAUUAGUAUAGCAGCAGAGCGUCUCUUCUGGGGCCUCGGCCAGUUGCUCCGACCCGCCGUCUGGUUCGUCAUAGUGGUCGGUGUGUCCCGUUACCGGCAUCCUGCCCAGUCACGACUGUCGGUGUCCUUACGAGUUAGCAGCAAGAGGGAGAGAGGAAUGGGAGCCACCCCAUUUUUCCAACAGGUUCCAAAAUCCUUGCUGCAUUGGUUCAAACUCUAGCUUGUAUUAAAUCCGGCCUAUGGAUUACACUAACCCCUUGAACUAUUUUUAUGAAUUUGUCACACAGUAUGUUAACUAAACAACCAAAACCAGACCCAGCUUUUAUUGUUGUUAGCUUUCCCUUCCUUUCAGUAUCCAAACGGUUAUAAUACAGACGGACCAUGUAAUUGAUGGAUGACAAAAACUUUUGCCUGAAUGAUUGAAUUAAACAUAUGACCUAAGGGAAGGUAGCGCUUGCUGUGAGCGCAUCUAAUUGUUAUCUAAAUCGCCGCUAGAUCUCGAUGAAGGAGCCAAUGCAAGGGUUUUGGAAAAUAAAAACCAUCACAUAUACGGGGAUCGGUCGGAUUAAACUAGCUUGUGGGCGGUCGGAAGGAAGAGACAUAUUAAUAGCAGCGAAUAGUACACAAGAAAACAUUAGUUGUUAUACAUUUCUGAUAAAGAAAAUGGAAAGCCAGAUGAACACAACACACAUGUUUCAUGCCUGAAGCGAACCUUUUACCUUCUCCUUCAAUUAGAAAAUAUUAAAUUAACGAUCAACUUCCUUAUUGUUUGCCUAAUUAACAGCAGUCUAGAACGUUCGAAGUAUUGCAUGUUUUCCUUGUUCAAAAUUGUCUUACGUUCGGACUGAAACCGAAUUUCGUUGAAUAGCAAAAAUGGCUGCUCACUGCUGUCCCUUAGGCGUUAGAAGCAGCACACACCGAAUAACGUACGAUCCCUUGUGAGAAAGCGAAUUUAUAGACAUUAAUUUGACUACUGCACCACUAGCCAGGCGAGACAGCGGACAAUGGAGUUAAAUGCUAUGAGAAAGAAAGGUAUAACCAGGGAGGAAAAAGUGCAAAGAUCACAAGAUUUUUUUUAACCUGCAGUCUUGUGCUUUUAGCGAGUGAUGGGUAAAGUCGUUGAAAUGUGAGAUGGGGAGGGGGGGGCACCGGAACGGAACGAGUGCGCCAAGCUUGCAAGCGGAAUGGCACGAGCAAAUGGAUUUACUUAUUGACUACCACUUAUACCAAUCUAUAAAUAUAUAUAUACACACUACUGAAUAAAAUCAGAACGGAAACGGAACACAUUUCCACGAGAGAACAAACAAAAUAUAUUCUAGCAAGUAGGGAUUGUAGAAUAGAGUGCAGUGUAAGAAACGAAGCUAAGAAAAAUACUGUAUAAAAAAAAUCAAAUUCACACGUGCAGCAAAGUUGUUGAAGAAAAAGUCCGAGAAACAGCUAACAGGGGCGAUGAAAGUAAAUGUGCUGAGUACACAACUCUUUCCCGAAUGCAGAACAACAUUAACCUAAAGGGCACAGUGUUAGCCAGCGGCCACAUCGAUCGAGCAUAUGCGUUUGCUCUAGUAGUUGUAUAAAAAAGAAGUAAUCAGGCAAAAUUAAAAAAAAAGGAACAAUGAAACGAAUUUCUUCCGCCGCUUCCACGCUAUACUAUUUGCCAACAAAUAGGUGCGAACUGUUGAAAAAUUAUUGUUAAUAAAAAGUUGUCGGAGCGAGAGAUAGAGAGAGAGAGAGGGAUACAGAGAGCUAGUGAAACGUAGGUAUUAGACGCGUCGUUUUAAAAGAUCGAAAACCUGGACAGAAUUAGCAUGGUUCCGCUUUGUUUGAAUGUUUUGUUUGCUAUUUCCUCUACAAAAGUGCAUGUUCGCGAAGGUGUGCAAUCUCUUCUCUACGUUGGUUACUAUAUUCUGUGCAACCGGUCCCCAGGUUGGGUCCGGCUUCUUUUCACUGUCAAUUAGCUAAUCCAAGCGACAGGUUGUGUUUCGGUUCAGCCCGGUUGAUUGUUGUGUUAAACCACAAGAGCACGUUGUACACGGCAUUCCGCAGAGAGAAAGAGAGAUAGAGAACAUAAAUUGUGACCGGUGGCUGUGGGAAUGUAUGCUCCAUCGGCGUGCGUUUACCGUAGAAACGUUCGGUAAUCGGUCCGUCGUACCGUUUGUUACUCUUUUCACUUGGUUAGAAACACGUGCACGUUAUAAGUAUGUUCUCUCAUUAGCAGAAGAAGGGUCAUAUAGAAUGCAACUCUUUUUAGUGCCCCAAACUGCUAAUAGUCUGAUCCAUCCUACGUAGGACUCAAACACACACACCACCCUUAUUAAUGAAAAGGAGCAAAACAUAAAUGAAAAUAAAAACUAAAGAAACCAUGUAAAAUGAAUGAAUAAAGGGAAUGUAUUUACGCUCAUCGGAGUAACGAACAAAAACAAAAAAGAACUGGCACACUUCAAACAUAUAUUUUAAAAUUACAUUAAAUUGCAUUACAUCUAUUCAGCAUGCUGUAAAUCAUACGAAGCGUUGUGUCGGGUUCUAACGUUACCAUCUGCCAAUUCUUUCAACACACAAAUUAGCUUUUUAUCGUUUUGUUUUUUCGUUAAUGUCUCGUGGUACAAUUCGGGAGUUAACCGAAAUGGACCCAAUUUUCAUUCUUGUAACGACUUAACAUACAGUUGCCGAAAAUGUGUGUGUUUUUUAAACCAUGUAAAAUAGUAAUGCAGUGUUUCACAACAUAAAGAUAUAAUUUUUAAAUUCAAUGGUCCCUA